Messenger RNA from Hibiscus syriacus, 5246 nucleotides. Its product is annotated as E3 ubiquitin-protein ligase UPL4-like. Gene Ontology annotation, molecular function: ubiquitin protein ligase activity. The transcript is spliced from 18 exons. Gene Ontology annotation, biological process: protein polyubiquitination; proteasome-mediated ubiquitin-dependent protein catabolic process. Bases 265 to 4977 code for a protein of 1570 amino acids. Lineage: Eukaryota; Viridiplantae; Streptophyta; Magnoliopsida; Malvales; Malvaceae. The record is from RefSeq and is a predicted model, not a curated record.
UUUACUUUCUCUCUAAAACGAUGCCCUGGCUUUUCAUCAUCAUCACAAUCGUAUAAACAUCAGCAGCAGGAGGAGAAAAAAAGAAGAAAGAAAGACGAAAAGAUUGUCAAUCUUCUAUAAGUUAAUCCCCGUUGAUUAAAAUUCUGUAGGUCUUCGAUUCUCUCGAAAGACCGAUUAAUCAAUAAUUGUUCUAUUUAGGUCUCAGUGAAUUGCUUUUGUUUGGAAAUUAGUCAGUCCAAAAGAAAGAUAAGUAACCCAAUUCUCAUGGGAAGUCGAGGGCAGAAACGAACGGAAACAACUGACGAAUUACCAGCAGAUAAGCGAGCUUGUAAUUCAUUAGAGUUUCGACCAAGUUCCUCCAACUGUUCCUCAAUCCGAACUCACCUCAAUUCACCAAUUUCUACUCCCGAUGCUGAAAUGGAAACUUCCUCUUCUGCCUCGGGUUCCAUCCGAUCCGAUGGUGAACACGAGAAGGAAGAAGAUUCAGGUUACGGAUCAUGCGAUUCUGACGAUGCCGAGCAACAACCACGGCAUCACAUUUUAAGAGAUUAUCAGAGAAGAAGAUCGUCGAGUGAUCAUGGGAAGUUGAGCAGUAUUUUGUCAAAUUUGAACGGAGGAGGAAAUGGAGGUUCUGGUCAACUGGCUGCGUUGACUGAACUUUGUGAAGUGUUGUCAUUUUGUAAUGAGGAUUCGCUUUCGAGUUUGAUGGUGGAUUCUUUAUCACCUAUACUUGUAAAGCUUGUGAAGAUUGAGAGCAACGCUAAUAUAAUGUUGUUGGCUAUUAGGGGAAUGACUUAUUUAUGUGAUGUCUAUCCUAGAUCAUCUGGUUUCCUUGUAAGGCACGAUGCAGUUCCUGCUCUUUGUGAACAAUUAUUGGCUAUUGAAUAUGUGGAUGUGGCUGAGCAGUGUUUGCAAGCAUUGGAGAAAAUAUCUCGUGAUCAACCGCAUGCUUGUUUACAAGCUGGUGCAAUAAUGGCUGUUCUAAAUUUUAUAGAUUUUUUCUCAAUUAGUGUGCAGAGAGUUGCACUUUCAACUGUGGUGAACAUUUGUAAGAGACUUCCUCCAGAGGGUCCUGCACGUUUCGCUGAAGCGGUUCCCAAAUUAUGUGUUUUACUUAAGCAUGAGGACCAACAGCUUGUUGAGAGUGUUGCAACUUGCUUGAUCAAAAUAUCUGAGAGAAUGUGUCAGUCUUCUGAACUGCUGGAGGAACUUUGUAAGCAUGAGCUGAUUAAUCAAGUCACACACCUUAUGAAAUUGAACAGCCGGACCACUGUAUCCCAGCCAAUAUACAAUGGCUUGAUAGGAUUACUUGUCAAACUUUCUUCUGGGUCUUUUGUAGCUUUUAGGAAUCUCUAUGAGCUAAAUAUAAGCAGCACACUGAAAGAUGUCUUGUCUACUUAUGACCUCUCUCAUGGAAUAUCUUCUCCACAGUUGGUUGAUGGCAAUUGCAAUCAGGUACAUGAAGUUUUGAAAUUGCUCAAUGAGCUGCUUCCCACCUCCACUGGAGAUCAAGCUAAUCAGGUAGUGUUGGAUAAGGAAUCAUUUUUAGCUGAUCACCAUGAUCAUCUGCAAAGAUUUGGAAUGGAUUUAUUUCCCAUGCUGGUCCAGGUAGUAAAUUCUGGUGCAAACAUAUAUGUUUGCUAUGGGUGCUUAUCUGUUAUCAGGAAGUUAGUUUUUCUGAGCAAACCUGACAUUCUUGCUGAAUUGCUUAAGACUGCCAACAUUCCAAGUUUCCUGGCUGGAGUGUUUACUCGAAAGGAUCACCAUCUGCUGAUAUUAGCCCUACAAAUCACUGAGAUCAUCCUCCAAAAGCUUUCUAAUGCUUUUUUGAACUCAUUUGUAAAGGAGGGUGUUCUUUUUGCGAUCGAUGCACUACUAAUGCCUGAAAAAUGCUCGCAACUGAUGCUUCCAGUGUUCAGUGGUAUCCAACCAUCAUUUGAUUCAAGCCAAAAGUCUUCUGCAAGGGAUUUCCAGAGAUGCUUGUGCUAUGCAUUUGAUACAGUGCCAUCUUCCUCUGUGCCACCUUGUAAGAUUGACAAGGAUGCUGUUUGCAAUCUUGCUAAACAUAUAAAAACCAAUUACUUUGCUCCAGAAUUAGUCGAGUCUGAAAAAGGAAUGACUGAUGUUCUUCAAAACCUCAGAAACUUAUCUGCUGCCUUGAUUAAUUUGAUAGACAUGCCUGUUGAUGGUGAUACUCUAGCUCAACAUGAAGCGAAGUUUUACAGCACAUUGCAUCAAAUUAUACUGAAGCUUAAUGGUAGAGAACCUGUUUCCACUUUUGAAUUUAUUGAAAGUGGAAUCAUGAAAUCGCUUAUACAUUACCUAUCCAAUGGGCUGUACACGAGAGAGAAUGUGGAAUUUAUUGGUAGUUGUGAUCUUUUGGGUGUUUUGGGGAAGAGGUUUCAGGUCUUCGCAAAAUUGUUUUUCUCUUAUUCAGAUAUCCUUGUUGAGGACUUGCCAGUGUCAAUACUAAUACAGAAACUACAAAGUGCAUUGUCAUCUUUGGAAAAUCUCCCUGUUAUUUCAAGCCAUGGAUUCAAGCAGAGAAAUUCUUUUGCUACAGUCCCAAAUGGACGUUGCGUUAUGUAUCCAUGUUUUAGGGUUCGUUUUGUGAGGGAGGAAGGGGAGACCUGCCUCUCUGAUUGUGCAGAUGAUGUUUUGUCUGUUGACCCGUUUUCUUCAUUAGAUGCCAUUGAAGGAUAUCUGUGGUCUAAAAUUUUUACUAAACGAACAGAAAAAGGGCAUUUAAAUGCAGAAGCAUUGGAACAGAGGGACAUUCUACCUAAUCUUUUACCAUCAAAUGCAAAUUCUAGUCAAGGGGAGAGUUCAGGUUUUAUAGACAGCACGUCCGCUGAUUUGCCAGAGACACAGGAAGAUGAGACUAACUUGUCACAGAUGGCCUCUGAACAAGUGCAUUUCAGAGAAUUGAAUUCUGGUGAAACAAUGUCUUUGGAUGAAACCAAUAUGGGCUCCGCUGGGAAGGAACAAGAGUUUCCUACAGAGUCAACUAAAGCAAUGGGAACUCCCUGUUCUGCCUCUGGUAGUAAUGACAUCAAAGAUUUGUCACCAAGACUAUUGCUUUAUCUAGAAGGACAUCAACUAGGCCGUACUUUGACGCUAUAUCAAGUGAUUCUUCAGCAGCUACUAAAUUCAGAGAGUGAAUUUAUAACAUGGUCAAAGUUGUGGAGCAGAGUAUACACAAUAACAUACAAAACAGCUGUGGAAUCUAAGCAAGAUGAUCCUCAUGGACAUACAUAUGUAGAAGACAAUUCCUCAGUAUCAGAUAAAAAGAUUGCUUCUAUGCAGAAUAUGGCAUUUUUUUCCAGCAUGUUUGCAUGCAAUAUUGCUUCUGAUUUGGAUAAAUUGAGUCCUAUUUAUGAUAUACUGUUUCUGCUCAAAAUUUUGGAAGGCAUCAACAGAUAUUCAUUUCAUCUAAUGUCUUGUGAGAGAAUAUGUGCAUUUGCUGAAGUUAGGAUUGAUAACUUGGAUAAUUUGAAGGAAAUGGUUCAUUCAGUUCCUCAUAAUGAGUUUGUGAGCAGUAGAUUGACAGGAAAAUUAGAGCAGCAGAUGCGGGAUGCUUUUAAUUUGUCUACUGGUGGUAUGCCUUCAUGGUGUAAUGAUUUAAUGUCUUCUUGUCCCUUCUUGUUUGGCUUUGAGGCAAAAUGUAAGUACUUCAGAUUGGCAGCCUUUGGUCCACGAAGAGUUCAACUUAAUGCCAUUUCACGUAGUAAUUCAGGUGCUUCAAAUGACAGGCAAACUACUUCAGGCGGUUUGCCUCGUAAGAAAUUUUUAGUCUUGCGUGAUCAAAUUCUAGAUUCUGCUACCAAAAUGAUGGACCUACAUGCUCGUCACAAGGGACUUCUUGAAGUGGAAUAUGAUGAAGAAGUUGGCACUGGCUUGGGUCCAACUUUGGAAUUCUAUACUCUUGUUAGUCAUGAAUUUCAGAAACCUGGUCUUGGCAUGUGGAGGGAGGACCAUAGUUCAAUUAUCACUACAAAGACCUUGCUUACUGAUUACGUAAUCCCGAGAAGCAGUUUUGGGCUAUUCCCUUGUCCAUAUUCACCUAAAUCAGAUUCAUGUAGUGGGAUACAGUUCUUUGAAGUAUUAAAAAAGUUUGUACUUUUGGGCCAAAUUGUUGCAAAGGCUUUUCAAGAUGGAAGAGUCCUGGAUGUUCCCUUCUCCAAAGCCUUCUACAAAUUAAUUUUGGGUCAGGACCUUAGUUUGUUUGACAUCCAAUCAUUUGACCCUGAGCUUGGUAGGACGCUACUGGAGUUUCAGGCUAUUGUUAAUCGGAAAAUGCAUCUGGAAUCCAUUUGUGUUGAAAACUCUUCAUUGGAACAGGAUUUGUAUUUUAGAAAUACCAAGAUUGAAGACCUUUAUCUGGACUUUACCCUUCCUGGUUAUCCUGAUUAUGUUCUUUCAUCCGAGUGUAAUCACAAAGUGGUAAAUUUGGAUAACUUGGAGGAUUAUAUUGAGCUUGUGGUGGAUGCUACCAUACAUAGUGGAAUUGCCAGACAAAUUGAAGCUUUCAAGUCUGGAUUUAACCAGGUUUUUUCAAUUAGUCAUCUCCAUAUUUUCACAGAGAAGGAACUAGAGCGUUUACUUUGUGGAGAAUGUGAUAAUUGGGCCUUCAAUGAACUUCUGGAACAUAUCAAGUUUGAUCACGGAUAUACUGCCAGCAGUCCACCCAUCAUUAAUCUACUGGAAAUUAUUCAAGAGUUUGAAUUUGCACAACGGCGAUCAUUUCUGCAAUUUGUGACCGGUGCACCCCGUCUACCUCCGGGAGGUUUGGCAUCCUUAAACCCCAAAUUGACAAUCGUGCGCAAGCAUAGCAGCAACUGUGCUGAUACAGAGCUGCCCAGUGUCAUGACUUGUGCCAAUUACCUGAAGUUGCCGCCGUAUUCUUCGAAAGAGAAGAUGAAAGAGAAACUCUUAUACGCCAUAACGGAAGGGCAAGGGUCAUUCCACCUUUCAUAGCCUUUUUUGCAGGUACAUAUCUGUGAAUUUGUAAUUAUUAUUUAGGUAGGUGCUGGGUGUACAUGAAAAGGGGUGGAGAAGAGCAGUAUGGUUGGGGGAUCUUGAUGCUGUAAUGGAAAUAGGUGACACAAUAUUUGGGGUUUGGGAUUUGUAAGUAGAGAAUGGGUGUUGGUUUGGUUAUCAAGUUUGGGGGCUUAGCUUUGUAUAUAUUGGAGUGAUGGCUGUUUCUCUAACUUUUUAUUAAUGCUCAAAGAUGUUUAGCACUGUCA